This is a messenger RNA of Vitrella brassicaformis, 1373 nucleotides long. Lineage: Eukaryota; Vitrellaceae. The record is from the annotation of a GenBank genome assembly.
CUCGUGUCUGUAGCCCAUUUUGUAUCCAAGCUGGCUCCAUCUUCUGCCAAUCUUCUUCCUCCAGUGCCAGGUGCCGUCCAUACCUCAGUCAUAUGUCAAUGAAUGAAACGCAUAAAGGCAGGCAGGCAGGCAGGCUAGGCGUCCCUCACGCACUCACUGCUGCUUACAGCUGUCGGGAUCCCCCGUGUGGUCCCUCGGCUGCCUUGCUGCCGCACCCUCACCCCCACUGUGCACGUACCCGCCGCCCUCCGCCCCUUCAUGUGCCUCACUGGCGGCAUCCUCGUUGACACCCAGCGCCUCUAUGAGGCUCUGCACCUCGCUGUCGUGCACGUCGCCCUGCGCCAGCUUGCUCAGCACCGACGGCGUCAGCCGGCUGCUCUCCAAAGCUGAGCCGUCAAACCCAAAGAACCGUAGGAACUCCGCAAACCCCCGGGCAUCUUCCUCUGUGAAGUUUGAAGGCUGGCUGCUGUGUGUGGAUGGCCUGUGCGCCGCUGUAGGGUGCGGCUGGUGUGGGUGCGGGUGAGAGAGGUGGUCGAGAGCACCUGGCCCGCCGAGGUCUCGCAUCACCUCCUCAGGUGGCUUGCCGAACUCCUGCAGCUGCACCAGCAGCUCCUGGAUCCUCAGAGUCGUGGGCGAGGGGUCGGUCGAUGAAGCUCCCGUGGUGCUGGUGGCCUUGCUCUCCUGUUCCUCCUGGUCGAAGAGGGCCACCACCUGCCGAUAGAUGGACACCUGCCGCUCGUAACGCCCCAGGUCCUCCUCAGAUAUCACUUGGUCGUCCGACCCGCCCUCGUCCCUCUUUUGCCUCUGGGCAUCCAGCCAUGGCUCGAAUCGCGACAAGACCUGCCGCAUGGGCUCAUGCAGCACAUCACGCGAGAAUACGCCCUCCAGCAGCUCGUCCAAUGCCUUCUCGAAAUCGCCAUCAUUCAGCAGCCCGCCCCCCGACAGUGGCACGUCUGCUGCCGACUCUGGCCUCCUCUCCUCCUUGUCGAGCUGCUCCAGCUCCGCCUUCAUGUGACCGAGCGCCGACUCGAUGUUGGCAGCGAUGCCGCUGCUGGCGGUAUUACCGCUGCUGGGUGGGGGAUCAGCACGCGGUGGCCGGUAGGGUGAGGAGGGGGCUGGCGACGUGCGGGCUGCUGACUCGUUGACGCGUGGCGGUGGUGUGGCAGCUGCGGGAGGGGGGGAAGAGGGGGAAGGUGGCUGCUUGGGAGGUGCGCUUGACGCCGAUGCGGCUGAAGGUGGUGCAUCUUGCUGCGGCCUUGGCUGUGCUGCGUCCGAGAGUUCCUCGAGGGUCUCCUUCAGAAGGUCAUCCAUGACGAUGCAGACGACACCGUAGCGCAGCAAUGAUCAAAACCUUCCGCUCGUGCCUUCGUGGA